Messenger RNA from Williopsis jadinii, 2300 nucleotides. RefSeq names its product cleavage polyadenylation factor subunit CFT2 (gene CFT2). Bases 15 to 2300 code for a protein of 761 amino acids. The transcript has a single exon. Gene Ontology annotation, cellular component: mRNA cleavage and polyadenylation specificity factor complex. Gene Ontology annotation, molecular function: RNA binding. Gene Ontology annotation, biological process: mRNA 3'-end processing by stem-loop binding and cleavage. Lineage: Eukaryota; Fungi; Ascomycota; Saccharomycetes; Phaffomycetales; Wickerhamomycetaceae. The record is from RefSeq and is a predicted model, not a curated record.
CGCGAGCUUCCAUCAUGGAGUUUGACGGUGUGAGGAUACUAGCAGAUCCAGGCUGGGAUGGUGCCUCUGAUUUACAGUACUUGAAAGAUGUCGCCAACACGGUGGACAUAGUCUUACUAUCGCAGCCGACUACCGAGUUUCUUGGUGCUUACGCAUGGUUGGCGUUUCAUGACCUGAACAAGCCUGUUUAUGCUACUCUACCGACCUGUAAUCUUGGAAGAGUGGCAACCAUUGAUCUGUAUAGAGCUGCCGGCAUCAUUGGUCCUAUCGAGGGAACACAGUUCGAGCUGAGUGACGUUGAGGAGGCAUUUGACAAGAUCAUCACCGUGAAGCACUCUCAGGUGACAGAUCUGAGAGCCAAGUGUGAUGGGCUGACAAUCACGGCGAUCAACUCCGGUCACACCCUUGGUGGUACAAUAUGGGUAUUGGAUAAGAACUCUGAAAAGGUGAUAUACGCUCCGGAAUGGAACCAUUCCAAGGAUUCUUUCUUGAACGGUGCUGAGAUGCUACAGAACCCAGCGCUCUUGAGGCCCUCUGUGGUCAUAACCUCUGCUACGAUUGGUUCUCCGUUAUCUCACAAGAAACGUGUUGAUAAAUUCUUUGAGCUUGUCGAUGCUACACUAGGAAUGGGUGGUACAGUGUUGCUGCCAACAUCUAUAGGUGGCCGUAUGCUGGAACUUAUCCACCUUAUUGAUGAACAUUUGCAAAGUGCGCCUAUCCCAGUGUUGCUCGUGGCUCACGCCAAGGCAAGAAGUUUGACCUAUGCCGGUAGCAUGCUCGAAUGGAUGGCACCAGCAGUGAUCAAGGAAUGGGAAUCAAGAGGUCAGGCACCAUUCGAUGCUUCAAGGGUUCAAGUUGUUAAACCCUCAGAGCUCUUAAGCAUGCCAGGUGCAAAAGUUGUGUUUGCAUCGGGCUCAGGGUUUGAAAAUGGUACAGAGGCCCAAGCAGCUUUGUUUAACCUGUGCACUGAUCAAAAGACAUCAAUCAUCCUGACGGAGAGACCACUAGAAGGGUCCAUAGGUAAUGACUUGUAUAAGACUUGGUUUUCAACUGUUAAGGACAAGACGGGGUCUACAGAUGAAGGUACGCCUAUCCCAUUGGAGAAGAAGUUACAGAUUGUUGAUAUCAGAGAGGAAAGAUUGGUUGGAGAUGAACUUGCCGCUUAUGAACAAACCGUGAAGACUAGGCGUCCAGAAAGAGAGCAACGGAAGAAGAACAAAGAAUCUGAGAAAGUUGCAACAAAGUUCGAGGAGGAUGAGGAGUCUGAAUCCGAGGAUGAAGAUGAUAUUCUAGAGCCAAAGACCAAGAAAGAGGAUCAUGUACCUGUUGAUAUGGAUGUCAGAAACGCUAAAGGACGUGCAAGAAUGUUUCCUUAUCUUCCAUCAAAGAAUAAGAUCAGUGAUUAUGGUAUCAUAAUAGACCAUGCAGAUUACGCGAGAGAAGAAGAGAAAGAUGUCAACAAACUGAAGAAGAAGGAGACACAGAAGAUGAAGCUUGGUGAGAAGAAUAAAUGGAAUGAGGGAAAGAAACAAGACGAUGUGUCAAAUCUGGAUGCAUUGCACGAACCAGUGAAAAGACACAUCACAUCUCUUCUGGUGCCUGCAAGAUGCGUUCUAUCUUACAUCGACCUUGCCGGUCUUGUUGACUUGAGAUCUCUAUCUCUCAUUCUUCCAGCACUGAAACCUAAGGCUGUUUUCCUGAUAUCUGAUUUGUCAGAUGUGGAUAACCUAGACAAGGUUGCAAACAUGCUACAAAAGCACAACAAGUUUGAAGUUGUUGUGACACAUGCAAACGAGGAAUACCGUUCUGACAACAAGCUUCAGUCAUUUGACAUUGUACUUGAUGAUUCUCUCUCCUCCAAACUAAAAUGGCAAAAGAUUGCUGGAGGAUUCAACGUUGCACACGUCAUUGGUGAGGUGAAGACCAAGGAGGAUCUUAAGAAAGCAGACCAACAGGGCGAUGGUGACACUGAGAUGAAGGACAUUGAUGGCAAAGGACAAGAAGAUGAGACUACCCAGAACGUCAACGAUGACCUGGUUCUUGUGCCACUAGAACAGUCGAGCUUGUUGAGCAACGUGAGAGCUGCUCCUUUAGCCAUUGGUGAUGUCAGACUGUCUGAGUUGAAGAAGACACUCUCGCUCACGCACAAAGUGGAAUUCAAAGGUGAAGGUACCUUGGUGAUAGACGACACCGUUGCCAUCAGAAAGAUCAGUGAUGGAGAUGUCAUUGUGGACGGGUUGCCCGGUGACCUGUUCUACAAGGUUAGAGAUGCCGUCAGAAAAAUGUUAGCUUACGUGUGA